GCCUGUCAGACAACGCUCGGGGCACCACUCACACAUACACACGGUCCACGCUUGUAGCUAUGGAAACUCGUCGAUGGCAACAUCCACCAGUCAGUUCGGAGCCCAUCCUCAUACCUCUCAGAGGUGCUGAGCGUGUGCAGCUGUACGGCGGUCCCUGAAUGAAACGCUGCAAGAUGGCGAUGGCGAGACUCGUCGCCUGCAUUGUUCUGUACACCAGCCUAGGCCACAUUCCAUCAUCGCUUGGGGUAAUCCUUCGAACCACAGACAAGAUUGUUUGGGCAAAUGAGUUUGAGCCCAUUGAACUGACCUGUUUAAUAGAGUCUAUCUCAACAAACAACCCCAGGAUAGAGUGGAAGAAGAUCAAAAAUGGCAUUCCCAGUUACGUGUACUUCCAGAACAAGAUCUCAGGGGACCUGGAGAACAGAGCCCAGCUCAGAGAGCCAGCCAACAUUCUGAUCUUCAACACCUCUCGGGCCGACACCGCCGAGUAUCGCUGCGAAGUGGCCGCCAUCGAAGAUCAGAGGGACUUUGAUGAGAUUCUUAUUAGUCUCGCAGUUCGAGUGAAACCCGUUGUGCCGCGGUGCAGCGUGCCGGAGUCUGUCACCGUGGGAACGUCAACGGAGCUGCGAUGUUUGGAGAACGAGGGCUUCCCGGCCCCUCAGUACCGCUGGUUCCACAACAACGAGGAGCUUCCUCAAGAUCCAAAAACCAGCCAGAGAUUUGUCAACUUCUCCUACAUUAUCAACCCGGACACUGGAAGCUUGAAAUUUCGACGUGUGAAGAAAGAGGACGCAGGCGAGUACUACUGUCAGGCGAAGAAUGACGCUGGAAACGCUCAGUGUUCUCCAAAAGUAAUGGAUGUCUGUGACGUUGACGUCCUUGGAAUUUUCCUCCAGUCUUGCGGCGGACUGAUGGCAGUUGUCACUUUGAUAUUUGUGAUUUAUUUAAUGAAACGUUUGUGCUGUUACAAAAGUGUUUACAAUGGAAACAAUUACAAUACUCCUGCACAGGCUCCUGCUAUUGACUAUGCUGAUGCAGACGAGGGUCAUUUUCGGCACAAGUCUUCAUUCAUCAUUUGACAACAAUCACAGGGAGAAGCAGAAAUAAACAUUCUUAAGGUUACCUAGCAACAAUGAUGCGCAAGCUAACGAAGUUUAAGAUGUAACAUGGCACAUUUCCUCUCGGAUGCACAUUAACUCAACUGACUUGCCAAAGUAUUCAUUCAGUUUGUGGCACCAAAUAUUUUUACACCUCAGAUUUGGUUGUUUUUCCUGUUAUGUUUUUUUUUGAACGUAUUAUUGUUGUUGUUGUCAAACCACUCGUUUCAUGUUCAAGUUCAUUUUCCAACAUUUUUGUAUUGUACAAUGAAAGCAUUUCAAAGCUGUGAAAUUUGAUAUUUGGCCCUCAGUGUUAUCACAAGUUACUGUAAGCUACAUCCCCCCUCUCCAUUUUUUUUCCAAAUAAUCCAUUUUUUAUAUGAUGUUUCAAGUUUUUUACUGAGCAAACUUGUUUUUGAAAACUCUUUUACAUUAGAUCAAAAGCUGUCCUCAAUUGUUUCACCUACAAAUCGUCUCACUUACGAACGAUCGUUGUAUAUAUUGUAGAUACGCAGGCUUAAAGUAGCAGACUGCUAAAGGCUGAUCCAGAUCCAACUCAUAAGGCACACUGUAUCAGCCCUUUUUUUUAUUAUUAUUUUUUUUUAAAACAUGUUCACAAAUGUUAACAAGUACAGAAAUAAACGAUACAUUUGAAAACUGUAUGCCACACUAUGCUGCAAAGUCUAUAUGUACCAUUAAGGUGUUAAAGUUGGGAUUUUUGGAGUGCCGUUUCUGUGUAUAAGUGACCUUUUUGUGCUUUACAAGUUGUUUUUUUUUGGGAUGUGAGUAUUGGACAUAUUGUCCAGUUGUGAUUCAGUAUAAUAUGUACUUAUACACAUACUCUUUUGAUCUUUUGAUUUAUUACAAUGCACUCCAUGACUUAUUGUGUAUAUCGAAAUAACCCUGUUUGUCGGAAAUAAAUUUCACUGUAUUUACUAAGUAUGUUUUCGCAGUGUUUGCGUCUGUCGGUAACAACAGCUAUGUCUGCGCAGGCGUGCGCAAAUGUUUUUGUGUAACAACUCAGGAACUGUUAUGAAACGUCUGCUGUUCAUUUGAUAUUAACGUUACGUGUUGUUAUUUUGUUACUAUUAAAUACGUUUCGACUGCACAAGUAAA
Molecule: messenger RNA, 2213 nt
Organism: Xiphophorus couchianus (Monterrey platyfish)
Lineage: Eukaryota; Metazoa; Chordata; Actinopteri; Cyprinodontiformes; Poeciliidae
Gene: jam3a
Product: junctional adhesion molecule 3a
Exons: 9
Coding region: 159-1079 (306 amino acids)
Biological process (GO): cell-cell adhesion; cell migration
Cellular component (GO): cell-cell contact zone; protein complex involved in cell adhesion; plasma membrane
Molecular function (GO): protein heterodimerization activity; cell-cell adhesion mediator activity; protein homodimerization activity
Source: RefSeq, a predicted model, not a curated record